AUGGCGACCGCCCAGAACAGUGCACUCUUCUCGGAGCACAAAGUCACUCCAGAUGUCUUGUCUAGCGAUGCCGAUCUGUCCUACGAGUUGACAGUCUCAUGGCCAGAGACGAAGCUGCACAGGCCUGCCGAGGAGCUCGAUCGUGACCAGACUCAACCUCAGCCAAAACUGUCGCUGAGCCCUGCUCCUUCGGGACCACUCAAGGACUUGGUGCUCAUCAUGACUGAUCCAGAUCUCAUGAUGAACGACGACACCUACCUUGGCCAGGUGCGGCAUUGGCUGGUCAGCAACGUCUCCACCGACUCGCAUGGCGAGCUCAACGUCUCACAAGGAAACGAGAUCUCAUCGUACCUCGGCCCCGCGCCUCUGCCAAAUUACCUCUACUCUCGUCCCCAUCGCUAUGUCUUUAUUGUAGCAAGCGGCUCUGGGCAGGUUGAUAUCACACCGGAAGACUUACAGGAACUGCAGAAGCCAUACGUGGCUGCCAUCCCUGGAAAUCAGGGCGAAGCUCAGGACCUGAAGGACCGCUGGGGCUUCAACGCGCAGAAGCUUCUUGAGGAGAAGGGACUAAAGGUCGAGGCUGCCAACUUCAUGCGUGUCCAUGGCACUGUUAGUAGCGCAAUUACAAAUGCAGGGUUAAUGGCUGAGGCGGCGGUCAACAAGGUUCUCGGAAAGUGA
This is a messenger RNA of Ascochyta rabiei, 678 nucleotides long. RefSeq lists its product as uncharacterized. The coding region runs from base 1 to 678 and encodes 225 amino acids. Lineage: Eukaryota; Fungi; Ascomycota; Dothideomycetes; Pleosporales; Didymellaceae. The transcript has 4 exons. The record is from RefSeq and is a predicted model, not a curated record.